GACAAAUCCACAUAACCAUAAAAUAAAAAUUACAUAUGAAAUUUAUUGCACAACAUUGUAAUUUUUUUAAUCUUAAAACGUAACUUUUUCAAUCAUUGUACAUUGUGUUGUAUUGAGUUUUAAUUACUGAUCAUAUCAUGUCUUCUCCUUGGGCUAAAAUUGAUAAACCUGAAGUUUUGAAUCUACAGGAGAUUAUGUCUGAACAAAUAGCAGCUGAUAUUGCAAAAAAAGAACAAAAAAAAUUACUGGGAAAUGUGUCUCAUGAAAUACCUCCAGAAGUGUUAGAAGCCUUAAAGGAUGAAGCUGGAUGUUUAGAAAACUAUGAUAUUCCCGAGGAACUAUAUGCUUUUUUGAAAGCUGAUGAAACAGUCGAAUCAGAUGCUGAAAUAGCUAGGACUCUACAGGCUCAAUUUGAUAGAGAACAUGACGAGGAAUUGAUGAGAUGUGAAAACAAAUUUAAUGGGGGUUCUAAAGUAUCUAUUUCAUAUAGGAACUUCAUGAGGUCUUUCGAAACUUAUUAUGACGAACAACCUGUUGAAACUCCAGAACCAAAAAAUUGGGAUCGCUUUGAAACGAUGGACAAAGAAAUAGGAGCAAUGCCGCUAUGUGGUUAUAAAAUGAUGGAUGGGGUUAUUGUAACAAAGCACGAUGCAACCAUAAAUGGAAGAAAUAAUGCUCGUAAACUCCUUUCCUUUCCUCCUGAAUUUCAAACGGGUGACGGAGAAAACAUUGACCUACAAUUAUCUAACCAAGUUUAUAACAGAUUGAAAGUUCACUCCCAAAAUAGUCAAUACUCUAAACGACAUAAAAUACGUGACAAGAGGGAAGAUAGAUCAACUACUAUGUUUGGACUGGACGAACAUACUCAUUUGCAACUGUAUAAAAUGGUGAAUGGUUCUCAAAUUCUAGAUGAUGUUGGGGGUGUUAUAAGUAUUGUUUCUCUUGCAGGAAAGGAAGCAGCUAUCUUCCAUGCAUUCAGUCACUCAGAAAAUGGGGAGGGCCCUAAAGAGUGUGCAAUUAAGGUGUUUAAGACUAGCUUAUCGGAAUUUAAAGAUAGAGAGAAAUACAUACGAAGUGAUCAUAGAUUCAAGGAUAGAAUCGGCAAACAAACCUCUAGAAAAACCGUCCACAUUUGGGCCGAGAAAGAAAUGGCCAACUUGUGCAGAUUGAAGAAAGCUGGUAUUCCAUGUCCAGAAGUUUUCUACUUGAAAGAGUGCAUAUUGGUUAUGUCGUUUAUAGGCGAAAACCGCAUUCCUGCCGAUAAAUUGAAAGAAGCUACUUUGAGCACCGACGAAUAUAUCAUAGCCUACGAUCAGGUCACAACAUUAAUGAAGACCCUUUUUUGGGAUGCCAAGUUGAUUCAUGCUGAUUUAUCUGAAUAUAACAUCCUAUGGCACAAAGGUCAAUGUUAUUUCAUUGACGUAAGCCAAUCAGUUGAACCAGUUCAUGAAAAUGCUUUCAACUUCCUUUAUAGAGAUUGCGAAAACAUUACAAACUUCUUCCAACGCAAGUCAGUUCCUGGAGUUGUUAGCUCUAAUGAGCUAUUCAAGUCAAUUACCGGUUAUUACUAUGAAGAUAAAGAACAACUUCUGAAACUACAGACUGCAGAAAAACCUAAACCUCACACUAUGGACAGGCUUCAUGAAGAAACAGAUGACAAUUUUGAUAGAGUUUGGAAUAAUCUCAAAAUUUAUAAUGAUAUAGCUGAAAAAGAAACCACACUUGUAGAAUCCUCCAAGGCAUAGAAGAAUAUGUGCUGUGAAGACUGUUUCUGCAACUACUGCUGGGAAUACUUUUUUAUGUUUGUUAUGAGUCAUUUCAUUGUAUUUUUAUUUAUUCAUUAAAUGAAAUAAUCUUUUUCA
Molecule: messenger RNA, 1862 nt
Organism: Coccinella septempunctata (seven-spotted ladybird)
Lineage: Eukaryota; Metazoa; Arthropoda; Insecta; Coleoptera; Coccinellidae
Product: serine/threonine-protein kinase RIO3
Exons: 6
Coding region: 138-1745 (535 amino acids)
Biological process (GO): protein phosphorylation; maturation of SSU-rRNA
Cellular component (GO): cytosol; preribosome, small subunit precursor
Molecular function (GO): protein serine/threonine kinase activity; ATP binding
Source: RefSeq, a predicted model, not a curated record